CUGCGUUUCAGGCGACGUGUCCACUGCUCGCAGCCACCACGCUCAACACCAGCUCGCAAUCUUCGGACUCGCCACUCCCUUCAUGCCCUGCACUCUGCCAUGAUGAUAUCGUUAUACAGACUCUGUUUUCUUGUUACUCUUCUGCUCUCGACACUGUCGGAAAAUGUGCUUGCGUCCGUCCUGGCGAUCGACUAUGGCGCAGACUGGAUCAAGGCUUCCCUCAUGAAGCCUGGCGUACCAUUUGAUGUCCUCCUGAACAAGGACUCAAAGCGGAAAAUACAGUCUACGGUAGGGUGGAAACGGAAUGACAGGCUAUUUGGGUCAGACGCCGCUGCGGUUGCAGGACGGUUUCCCCAAGACUCGUUCUCCUCCCUGAAGUUCCUCCAAGCAGCGCAGUACAACUCUCCCGCAGUCUCUUUCUACAAGUCCAUUUCUACCGCCGACUUGGUCGAGACGGAUCGGGGCACAGUUGCCCUCCGUCGGUCCGACGGCACCGAGUGGUCGGUUGAAGAGCUCCUUGCCAUGCAGCUGUCUUAUGUCAAGCAACUGGCUGAGGACUUCUCGGGCGAGAAGGUCUACGACGUGGUCGUUACUGUCCCUCCGUACUACACCAUGUUCGAGCGCGAUGCGAUAGCCGACGCUAUUGAGAUCGCUGGCUUGCGCACCCUUGCACUCGUCAACGACGGUACUGCUGUCGCGGUCAACUACGCCAUGACACGGACAUUCCCUCAACCGGAGUACCACGUCAUCUACGAUGCAGGUGCAUCAUCCAUUCGCGCGACCGUUGUUGGCUUCUCGAAUGUAGCCGGUGAUCCGAAGUCGAAGAGCCUGACAAAGGACAGUAUCCAGAUCAUGGUGGAAGGCGUUGGAUUCGACCGCGCAGUCGGUGGGACAGAGCUAGACAGACGGCUACGGGAGAUCAUGAUCAACGACUUUAACCGAAGGUACAAGAAGGACAUCCGGCAGGACAAGCGCGGGAUGGCCAAGUUGUGGAAGGAGGCCGGUCGCGUGAAGACGAUAUUGAGCGCGAACUCGGAUGCGACGGCUUCGGUGGAGAGCCUGGCUUGGGAUAUCGACUACCGUUCCAAGAUCACCCGAGCGGACUUCGAGAUUGCGUGCAAGGAUUUGAAGGGCGAGUUUGCGCGCCCUAUCUUCGACGCACUGGCUAGUGCCGGUAUGACUCUGGACAGCAUCUCGUCCGUGAUCCUGACGGGUGGUGCCUCGCGCACUCCGAUGAUUCAGGCAGCGGUGAAGGCCGCAGUGGGAGAGAGCAAGAUCGCCCUCAACGUGAACGCCGACGAGGCCGCCGUUCUCGGCGCCGCGCUCCAUGGUGCAUCAUUGAGCAAGCAGUUCAAGACGAAGGAUAUCCGCGUGACGGACAUCAAUCCGUACGACAUCCAGACGUCGUACACCGCCGAUAAUAAGAAGGUGCCGAACGCGAAGCCGCGGACGAUCAACACGCUCAUCUUCCCAGCGGGUACGAAGACAGGCACGAAGAAGACCUUGACGCUCAAGCGCACCGAUGACUUCCCGCUGAAGCUUGCAUACAAGAGCUCUCCCGCCCCAGGUUUGCCGUCGGAACUACUCGUGGCUAAGAUCGGCGGAGUGGCGGAGGCGAUAAAGAACCUAACAGAGUUGGGUGCUACGGACCCUGUCGUAAAGGCAACACUGAGGUACUCUGACUCCGGCUUCGCGAGCGUCGCAGACGCCGUAGCCUACGGCGAAAUCAAGGAUGACUCGCUGACCGGCAAACUGAAGGGUCUCUUCUCCGGCAAGUCGGACGAAGUCGUGGAAGGCGAGGCGGCGGAAGGGGACCAAGCACCAUUCGCCGCACCGUCUCCUUCGGCUUCCGCAGCUGCGACUGAGCAGAAGAGGGAGGACACUAUCCCGCUCGACGUGCAAGUGGACUUCCCAUCGCUCCAACCGCUCUCCGUGGCAGCCAAGCGGCAGUCUCGUGCACGGCUCUCGACUAUCGACAAUGAAGAAGCGGGAAAGCGUCGCAGAGAGGAAGCCCGGAACAGCUUGGAGGCGUACAUCUACAAGCUGCGCGACCUACUCGAUGAUGACAACCAGGAGAAUCCGUUCAACAAGUGUUCCAGGGAAGCUGAGCGCAAGCGCAUCGCCGAGAGCCUCAAGGAGACGUCCGCCUGGGUUUCCGACCAUGGCGACGAUGCGGAUACCAAUCAGCUCCUCGCGAAGCGCAGUGUAUUAGAACAGUUGGAACGGCCCAUCUUCCACCGCUAUGAAGAGAUCAAGGAAUUCCCUCACGCGCUGAACAUGAGUCAGUUGAUGAACUGGCAGACGCGGAUAUUCAUGAAGGAAGCCAAGGACGGUCUCAUCGCCGCCGAGGAAGGCGGGCCACCGUCGAAGUGGACCGCGAGCGAGAUCGAGGGCCUUCAGAAGGCACUCUCAGAUCACGAACAGUGGCUUGACGAGUGGGUCGAGAAGCAGAAGAAGGUCCAGAUGGACGAGGACCCCGUCAUCCUGACGAGCGAGAUGAGGGCGCGGGCGAAGACGCUGGACAACGCACUGCAGAAGCUGCGGAAUAAGAAGGCGCCGAAGGUGCCGAAGAAAACGACCAGUACGAGCUCGAGUGCAAGUGCAGAUGCCACAGGGACUGAGCAGGCAGAAUCGACAGGGACAGAAUCCUCGCGUAGCUCUGCGUCCACUCCGUCGUCUUCGUCACGGUCUACGCAUGAGAAACACGAGGAGCUCUGAGUCUGAACGACCGACAUCCGCCCUGACAUAUAUAAGUAAUUAUUUUGAUACAUCGUAGAGGUUCAUCAUCAUCGAUACCGGGCCUGGGGACUUCCUGUCCAGACAUGAGUCUGGAUGCCUUCGGAUUCGAACAUCCCAAGAGACCGGUGGUAAGGAACUAAGGAACACGACACAGUCGUACAGGUGCUCUCGGACUUGAAAAGCCAU
This is a messenger RNA of Rhodofomes roseus, 2925 nucleotides long. Its product is annotated as Hsp70 protein-domain-containing protein. The coding region runs from base 100 to 2718 and encodes 872 amino acids. Lineage: Eukaryota; Fungi; Basidiomycota; Agaricomycetes; Polyporales; Fomitopsidaceae. The transcript has 9 exons. Gene Ontology annotation, biological process: negative regulation of hypoxia-induced intrinsic apoptotic signaling pathway; endoplasmic reticulum unfolded protein response; cellular response to hypoxia. Gene Ontology annotation, cellular component: endoplasmic reticulum chaperone complex. The record is from RefSeq and is a predicted model, not a curated record. Gene Ontology annotation, molecular function: ATP-dependent protein folding chaperone; ATP binding.